ACAGAUGAAAUAAGACAGGAAUUUGAUGAAGAUAUGUCCAUCCUACGUGCUUUCUCAAUUGUUUUUGAAAGGAGGCCAGAAUUGAGGAUAGAGGGCCUUACCCAUAAUGUGCUUCAGUGGUAUUUAUGUAGAAUGGAAGGCUGGUUUUUUCUGCGGAUGCUGAUACCAUCUCACUAAAAUGUUUUGGAUCAGGAUGAAUGAGAAUUUUGACACAAUAGAAAUGGAGAAAAUACUAGAUGGAAUGUAUGUUCGUGUUAAUGGACACUUGAAGAGCUUUAAAGGUGUCAAGCAAUUAGUUGCCUUCUCUGUCAGGCCUGUGACAAACUUUGAUGAGGUUGCCUUCCAUUUUAUCGAUUGCAUACAUAACCACUUGCAAUCUAAAUCACAGUUGCAAGGAGUUACCCCGACCCAGCCUCAGUCAGGGGAUAUAUCCUUGAGCAUUCCUGUGAAGAAUGAAUCAAGUGAAUCAAGUGGAUAUCAGACAGCCCCAUCUAGUCAAUUAUCUGGGCAAUUUAGCAGUGAUGGGCUCAAGAGCUGUGAUCAAUUGGUCCUUGACUAUCUGCAGCAGCCUUCAAGCAUUGGACAGGAAAAGGGGAUACACAGGGAUGAACUUUCACGGCAGCUAAAACUUCCUGUGGAUAAGAUUAUGGAAUCAAUUAGGGCUCUUGAGGAGGAGGGUUUGAUAUACUCCACUAUUGAUGAGUUUCACUACAAGUCAACUGCAUGUGGUUGAUAUUCUUGAGGUUUGAACUUGCGCUAGGGUUGGGUGUGAACGCCGUUGCUGUUUUAUUUUUCUAGUCUUGUCUGGUCUGGAGUGUGUACAUAUCUAAUUAAUUAGAUGCUUUUAUUGGGUGUUCUUUCCAAUGAUCAUCCCAUUCUCGGUUC
Alnus glutinosa is the source of this 885-nucleotide messenger RNA. Its product is annotated as replication protein A 32 kDa subunit A-like. Gene Ontology annotation, biological process: DNA replication; nucleotide-excision repair; double-strand break repair via homologous recombination. The transcript is spliced from 9 exons. NCBI's taxonomy places the organism in Eukaryota, Viridiplantae, Streptophyta, Magnoliopsida, Fagales, Betulaceae. The record is from RefSeq and is a predicted model, not a curated record. Gene Ontology annotation, cellular component: DNA replication factor A complex; site of double-strand break; chromosome, telomeric region. Bases 179 to 733 code for a protein of 184 amino acids.